AUGAACAUUUAUUCUGAAAGUGAAUUUCGACGACGUUUCCGAUUGUCGAAAGACAGUGUGCGAUACUUAUAUGAUUUGAUCGGUGCUGAGUUAGACCCAUUGAAAUCACGUGACGGGUUCACCAUAAGUGGAUUAGAUAAAAUUUUGCUCACUUCAAGGUAUUACGCAACGGCCAGUUUUCAUAUUGCCACUGCCGAUUUUUAUGGUGUAAGCGAAUCAUCAGCGUGUAAUAUUGUGCCUAUAGUUAGCGACAAGAUUGCUGCUCUACGUGCACAAUUCAUACAAAUGCCUGUUGUAGAUGAUGAAAUUGAGCAAAACAAAUGUGACUUUUUUAGCGUGGCUGGAAUGCCGGGUAUUAUCGGAGCAGUGGAUGGCACUUUGGUCAAAAUCCAAGAAGUUGGCGAGUUUAAGGUAUCGUUGGAAAG
Sitodiplosis mosellana (orange wheat blossom midge) is the source of this 425-nucleotide messenger RNA. RefSeq names its product putative nuclease HARBI1. The transcript is spliced from 2 exons. NCBI's taxonomy places the organism in Eukaryota, Metazoa, Arthropoda, Insecta, Diptera, Cecidomyiidae. The annotation marks the transcript as partial. The record is from RefSeq and is a predicted model, not a curated record.